Phalaenopsis equestris is the source of this 856-nucleotide messenger RNA. RefSeq lists its product as uncharacterized. NCBI's taxonomy places the organism in Eukaryota, Viridiplantae, Streptophyta, Magnoliopsida, Asparagales, Orchidaceae. The record is from RefSeq and is a predicted model, not a curated record. The coding region runs from base 4 to 621 and encodes 205 amino acids. The transcript is spliced from 2 exons.
GAGAUGAAGAAGCUCUAUAAUGGCAAAGGUAAGAGGAUCCACCCCUCACCUCCCCCUUCCUCUCCAUGGGACUUCCUCGCAGCCCUCCCCGCCGCCCUCCUCUCCCUCGCCGCCGCACUCUCGCCGGAGGAGAAAGAAGUCCUCGUCUACCUCCUUUCCGAUACAGCUUCUGGAAAGAAGAAGCCCCAUCUACUCCCUCACCAGCCGGAGCUGCGCUGCGGCUGCUUCAGCUGCUACAAAAGCUUCUGGGCUCGUUGGAACGCCUCUCCUAACCACCACUUAAUCCAUCAAAUCCUGGAUGCCGUCGAGGAGACUCUACAAUCUCAAUCUAUUCCUUCUUCCCGCCCCAGCCGCCGCCGCCGCCGUGGAGGCCGCCGGAAGGAUUCCGGCGAGGAAAUUUCUUCUUCGGCUUCGUUUGUUGCAGUGGAGGCGACUAAUCCGGGUGAUGUGGAUGGGGAUGAUGAGGGGUAUGAUGGUAAUGCGGGAGAGGGGGAGGAAGAGGAUGAGGAGGAGUUUGAUGGGAUCGGAGAAGCCGCCGGCGACGGAGGAGAUGACCGUAGUCCGGUGAGGAGGCUGGUGAGUUUUAUUGGGGAGAGGGUUUGGGGGGUCUGGAACUAUUAAAGCUUCGAUUUUUAUUUUGUUCAAGGUGGAAAUGGGUGGUUUUGACUGGUUAGAGAAGAAACCAUAGGUUAGUUCUUUUGCUCCAUCUUCUUCUUCUUCUUGUCAGGAUUUAUGGUGUUGCCCUAAUUCUGACUCUCCCGGUUCCUUCAAUUCUCUUGUAUAGUAUAAUUUCUUUUUUUUUUUCCUUUUAUCCUUUGUGUUAUGCAAUAAAAGAUUGCAACUUUAUGGAAAAUUA